Guillardia theta CCMP2712 is the source of this 1545-nucleotide messenger RNA. RefSeq lists its product as hypothetical. The transcript has 8 exons. The record is from RefSeq and is a predicted model, not a curated record. Bases 1 to 1545 code for a protein of 514 amino acids. NCBI's taxonomy places the organism in Eukaryota, Cryptophyceae, Pyrenomonadales, Geminigeraceae.
AUGGGAGAAGUUGGCCCAAAGAUCGAUUCGGACACGUCUCAAAGCACUGACUCAAUCUCGUUCUCUCAAGCUAGGGCUGUCUUUGCAAAUUCGGCAAGCAUGAAAGAGGAUGAAACAGCACGAAGCAGCAAGUCGAACAGCCCAUCUCCUUCCACCUCAAGAACAAAAACGAAUGCUCUUGAUGCUGGUUGGACGACGCAACUAGAUCAACAUUCAGGUGUCAACUCAGCCCAUGAGCACGCAUCGAACGGUCUUGCUGUAGCAUACCAUCCCGGUGUGCACCUCAACAAGUGCGCUAGCGGGGCAUACACGAUAAGAAGUUCUGAGUUGUCGACUACACAUUAUGACGCGCUCUCUGUCGGCGUGGAGGUGCACGCAAUCAACGGGGAGAUCCUCAGAGGUUUGAAUGAGAAGGAGGUAGCCAAUCUCUUGUCGGGGAGGGAGGGAUCACUUGUAAGCAUGGUGAUAUGUACAGCUAGCAUGGGGUUUGAGACUACGAGUUUAACUCUUGUCCGUAGCUUCGAGAUGCGCGGGCAAUCAUUGGUUCAGUGUGAAGGCACGUCUGGGAACCACUACAACAAGAGCGGAGUACAUCAUUCGAUUGCGUUUUCGUUGAGUGGCGAUCUUGAUGCUUCUCCAAGCCUCACAGAGCCCGUCGGAGCCAACGCUUUGCGCAUCAAGGAAGAGACUCCUGCAGUGGCAGAUGAAAAUGUCAACAUCGAGCAAACAUCAGGAGUUUGUCGAGAAGACAAGGACGCUACGAUUGUGCAAUCGCUAUCAAACGAUGGAGACGCCGAUGAUCUGCAAAAGCCUCUGUCGCAGCUAAACCUUCAGGAUGAUUUAUUCCACAAUGGAGAAGAAUUCAUUCCAAACAGUGUUCCCUUGGACCCCAAACCAGAGGAUGCAAAGCCAAAUCAAGAUGUCGUAGCCCAGUACUUUAACCCAGACAUCGAUGUUCCACAGCAAUUUCAUUCAGACAACAGUGUUUCACAGUACUUCAAUCCAGACAGCAAUGUUUCACAGUAUUUGAACUCAGACAACCUUGUUUCACAGUAUUUAAACUCAGAAAGCAGCGCUCCUCAACGCUUUAACUCAGAUCACGACGCUGUGCAGUCAGAGAGCGUUGAGAGGAGGAAGAAUGAAGUGACCCUGGAGCAGCUGAUAGCUAUCGGAGUCACGGAUCCAGAAGAGCAGGCAAGGAUUCUUGGAACUUCAGUACAUUCCCCACAACCCGCGAGCCAGCCACAGGUCAGCUUGCCGUUGAGGAGUGAGAGGGCAGACGAGGACAUGGAAAUUCGGCGAGCAAGGGAAGUUGCACAACUCAUCGCCAUCGGCGUCAAGGACCCAGUGGAGCAGUCGCAGAUCCUCGGGUACGACGCCUCCCUCUACUGGAACCCCAAGCCAAAGCCUGUAGAAAGCAACCCGGUCAAGCAGCAGUGCAGUGCCCCCAGCAGUAGCCCAGCUGCGCCCGAGGCUGCGAGACCACCGGAAGACCCGGCGAAGCAGAUGAAGGGACAGAAGCAGCAGGAGAAACCGCGAAUAUGA